AGUAGGAAAAAAAGACAUUUAAGAUCUAGUUAAACUCUUAACUAUUCAAAGUCUUAAUUUAUCAAAUUUAAUGAAGAAGAAAAACGUCCAAAUCCAGAACCCAUAUGAAUGAACAUGACUGAAAAUGCUUCCCCAGAAUAAGCGUUACACUGUUGCGACGCUAUUCUUUCUCGCAUUGUUCGUUCUCUUCUUCUUCUUCUACUCCUUCUUCUUCUUCUUCUUCAACAGAACCACUCUUCAACCUGCUCUCUCUUAUGCUUCAGAUCUCUAUAUUCAAGUCAAACCUUCUCCUAUCCUCUCUCCUCCUCCCCCUCCGCCACCGCAUCAACCACCACCUCCGCCGCCGCAAUUCUCCUCCACCACUUCCAGUUCCGGUGCCGGUGUCAGUGUCGCUGAUCACGAAUCUGUUGAUGUUACUGAUUCCGAGAAUGCUGAUGAUGCAGGUCUAGGAUUGAAGGGAUGCGAUUUGUACACGGGAACAUGGGUGGAGGAUGAAAAUUAUCCGAUAUAUGAAAUAGGUUCUUGCCCUUACGUCGAUGAGGCUUAUGAUUGCAAAAACAACGGAAGGAGUGAUACUCGUUAUACGCAAUGGCGGUGGAAACCUUAUGGUUGUGAUCUUCCAAGGUUUAGUGCCAAGGACUUUUUGGCAAGACUGAGAGGUAAAAACCUAAUGCUGGUAGGAGAUUCUAUGAACCGAAACCAAUUUGAGUCCAUUCUGUGCAUACUUCGUGAAGGCCUGCACAAUAAGAGCAGAAUGUAUGAGAUACAUGGUCAUAAAAUAACAAAAGGAAGAGGCUACUUUAUUUUCAAAUUUGAGGACUAUAAUUGUACAGUGUCAUUUGUGAGAUCUCAUUUCCUUGUGAGGGAGGGAGUUCGCUUGAAUGCACAAGGGAGUUCAAAUCCUACAUUAUCAAUAGAUCGAAUUGACAAGACAUCUAACCGUUGGAAGAGGGCUGACAUUCUCGUCUUCAACACCGGGCACUGGUGGGCUCAUGGAAAAACUGCUCGAGGAAUAAAUUAUUAUAAAGAAGGCGAUUAUCUAUAUCCAAAAUUUGAUCAAGUUGAGGCAUACAGAAAGGCUAUCAUGACGUGGGGAAAAUGGAUUGACAAUAAUAUCAAUCCAAAAACGCAGACUGUCUACUAUCGUGGAUAUUCUUCUGCUCAUUUCAGAGGUGGAGACUGGGACUCAGGUGGAUCAUGCAACGGUGAAACUGAACCGGUUUUGAAUGGGUCCAUCUUGAAUAACUAUCCAUUGAAAAUGAAGAUAGUGGAAGAAGUGAUUCAGAGAAUGAAGAUUCCAGUAAAGUUGUUAAAUGUCACAAGGCUGACUAAUUUCCGCAAGGAUGGCCACCCAUCUGUCUAUAGCAAGAGCUUAGUGGAUGGAAAGAAAGUCUCCACGAGGCGGCAAGACUGCAGUCAUUGGUGUCUUCCCGGGGUCCCUGAUGCAUGGAAUGAACUCAUUUACGCCACUUUGGUUUUACAGCAAACAAAUUCAAGGAAUUGACUCAGACACUUCUCUUUGAAAAAGUUUAUUUUCUGUGUGGGAGAAAAUAGAAGUAAAAAAGAGAAAAGGUGUAUUGAGGAUAGUGAAAAGUGUACCUUUAGUUCUAUACCUUGACAAUGACAAUUGUUCUAACAUGAAAGAAUCAACAGGUUUUUCAUUGAUGGUUGAAUUCACACGCCAUGAAGUCAGCAGAAUCAGGAUUCAUUUCAUCCAUUGGAUCAUGAUCUCUUUGUUUGCUUGAUGUGAAAAUCCUUUGGAUAAGCUUAUUCAUCAAGUUUCUCUUACAUGUUAGAAGAAUAUAGAUAAAUUAACCAGACUUUGGGGUGUAGGAUUGAACCUUAACAGAUUUUGAUGUUCUGUAACUUUUUUUAUAUCGAUGAUCAUGAAUUUACCGCUACAGAUACAUGUUCUCUUGUAUUGAACAAUGCUUAUGCAAAUGAUAUGACUGACCAUGAAGAUAUGCACAUGAUUAAGGUUAGUGACGUA
Lathyrus oleraceus (garden pea) is the source of this 1990-nucleotide messenger RNA. RefSeq names its product protein trichome birefringence-like 5. Bases 125 to 1504 code for a protein of 459 amino acids. The record is from RefSeq and is a predicted model, not a curated record. Lineage: Eukaryota; Viridiplantae; Streptophyta; Magnoliopsida; Fabales; Fabaceae. The transcript is spliced from 5 exons. Gene Ontology annotation, molecular function: O-acetyltransferase activity. Gene Ontology annotation, cellular component: Golgi apparatus.